Messenger RNA from Hermetia illucens (black soldier fly), 2862 nucleotides. RefSeq lists its product as uncharacterized. The record is from RefSeq and is a predicted model, not a curated record. Lineage: Eukaryota; Metazoa; Arthropoda; Insecta; Diptera; Stratiomyidae. Gene Ontology annotation, biological process: DNA integration. Gene Ontology annotation, molecular function: nucleic acid binding. The coding region runs from base 1 to 2862 and encodes 953 amino acids. The transcript has a single exon.
AUGAACCCUUCCAUCCUGCUGCAUCCGUCAUUAAAAGACGCUGUCAUACGCCUCCGCCAGACAGAGGCAAAACUCGAACGGAAUCCAGAGCUCAAAGCGCAGUACAAUGCAUUCCUAAAGGAAUAUCUGGAAUUGGGACAUAUGAGCGAGGUCCCAUCCGCAGAAAUUUUUUGCAAACACUCAUACUACUUGCCACAUCAUGCUGUAGUUAGAGAGGACAGCACAACUACGAAAGUUCGCGUCGUAUUCAAUGCGUCCCAUAAAACUUCCUCCGAUAUCCUAAUGGUGGGACCAAAUACGCAAUACACCAUCUUUGAAAUAUUGCUGCGGUGGAGGAGGCAUAAAUACGCAUUGGCUGCUGACAUUGAGAAGAUGUACCGACAGAUACUCGUGGACAGUCGAGACUGCGACUUACUGCGAAUUGUUUGGAGACCAGAACCCCAGGGUCCAAUAAAGCGCUACCGGCUAAACACAGUAACUUAUGGCACCGCCAGUGCUCCCUUCCAAGCAACACGUACCCUACAACAGGUCGCUGAAGACGAGCAAUUCACGUCACCAUCAGCAAGUGAAAGCAUCAAAAUGGACUUCUAUGUAGAUGACUUGCUGACCGGAUCCUCGACCAUAGAAGGUGCAGCGAAAUUGCAAAACGAUAUUGUGAACGUUCUCAAAAAGGCUGGAUUUAACAUUCGAAAAUGGUCCACGAAUUAUGAGGAGGUUCUGAAACAUGUAAGCACCGCUGACCGGGAAACGUCUGACGUAGUCAACAUCAAUCUAGAAAACACCGUCAAGACAUUGGGUUUGCAAUGGAUUCCUAAAGACGACAUAUUCACCUUUAAAGUGAAACUGCCUCAUAUCUCAGCGAACGAGCCAGUUACGAAACGAAUAAUUACAUCCAAUGCUGCAAUAUUAUUCGAUCCGCUUGGUUGGAUCCAGCCCAUCAUAAUAGUUAGCAAGAUAUUUAUCCAAAGGUUGUGGCUGCAGAAACUGGAUUGGGAUAAGCCCGUACCUGACCAGUUGAAAAUCGAGUGGCUGACUUACAUGAAGGAGUGGCCAGCGUUAUCACAACUUCAAAUACCACGAUACAUACAGACGUCUGAUCGCUGCAAGGUAGAACUCCAUGGUUUCUGGGACGCGUCAGUGGCAGCCUUUGCAGCGGUGAUUUACGUUCGAGUAAUACAUCCGGAUGGCACGGUAUCGGCGAACAUAUUAACAUCGAAAUCGAAAGUGGUACCUUUAAAGGUACAGUCAGUACCCCGGCUAGAAUUGAACGGUGCCGUCCUACUAUGCAUAUUGAUGAAACACGUGAAGCAAGCUUGCGAAUUCCCUGCCGACACAGCUGAAUUUUGCUGGACGGAUUCGACCAUUGUUCUCGCUUGGUUGAGUGAUCACCCAGCCAGGUGGAAAACGCUCGUCGCAAAUAGGGUGAGCGAAGUACAGGCUACGAGCAACUCUAGUCAAUGGAGACACGUCGAUACAGAGUGGAACCCGGCAGACAUAGCGUUACGGGGAGUGACUGCUUCUCAACUCCUCAAAAGCGAUUUAUGGUGGAACGGACCCGAGUGGCUGCAACACAAACCAAUCAACUACUCGUCAAGGGCAAUCGACAUUACCACGACACUCGAGAGGAAGCCUGAGACCUCCUGCAAAGUUGCGAAGGUUGCGAAGUUCACUUUCGACGAUAGUAUACUGGGAGGGUACUGCGACUUUGCAAAACUGAUUAAAAUUGUGGCCUAUUGCCUUCGCUUUAAGUCACCAACUAUUGCAAAACCUGCAACCCUGACAACUUCAGAGCUCAACAACGCUGAAAUGGCAUGCGUACGGCUAUCCCAAGCACUAUCUUUCAAAGAUGAGAUAGAAAGGUUGGACAAGGAACAACCACUUCCAGCCACUUCAAAAUUAUUCCAGCUGACACCGUUCACUGAUGCUGAGGGGAUCCUCAGGGUGGGCGGAAGACUGCGACACUCACUAUUAUCGGACGAUCGUAAGCAUCCAGUGAUUCUAAGUCCUGACUGCAAGUUGUCCGAAUUGAUCGUAAGAGCAUACCAUUUGCGCACUUUGCAUGGAGGCAAUCAGGUAACCCAAGCAGCAAUCAGAAGACAGUACUGGAUAUUGCAGUCUUCCAAAUUGGUAAAAACAUGCAUCCACAAAUGCAUAACCUGUUUUAAAUCAAACCCAAAGCCAGGAGAACAGUUAAUGGGAGCGUUACCUGAAGCACGAGUCACCCCUGGAAGAGCCUUCAAAACCUGCGGACUGGAUUUCGCCGGACCAAUACAACUAAAAUGGUCAUCGGGCAGAGGCGCUAAAACGAUGAAAUCCUAUAUAGCCCUCUUUAUCUGCUUGAAGACCAAAGCCAUUCACUUGGAGAUUGUGAGUGAUCUCUCUGGACAAGCGUGUCUUGCAGCAAUCAAACGAUUUGUGUGCCGGCGCGGUUUGUGCUCGGAUUUGUAUUCUGAUUGUAGUACGAAUUUCGUAGCAGCCAGUAAAGAAAUAAAACACCAGUUCAUGCAGAUGAUGAAAACAGUUCAGUCCACGGUAGCUAACGACAAAAUCACCUGGCACUUCAUACCCCCGAGCAGUCCUCAUUUCGGAGGAUUACGGGAAGCUGGGGUGAAGUCGGUCAAACUACACCUGCAGAAAGUAAUCGGUGACAGCUUGUUAACAAUGGAGGAAAUGUACACGGUUCUCACCCAGAUCGAAGCAGUUCUUAAUAGUCGGCCACUCAUGCCCAUCAGCGACGAUGUUAAUGAUCUGGAAGCACUCACUCCCGCGCAUUUUUUGAUUGGCGAACCACUCAUAUCAAUCCCGCAAGAAACCCCGAACGAAGAAUUAAACCUGCUGAAAAAAUGGAAGCUGACACAGUAA